UAAUCGAUCAGACUACUAGAAAGUUUCCUCGAGUGACAAGAUGGUGUUGCGUGCGCUUAGUGUAUUCAGCAUCGUAGUGUUUGCAUUAUGUGUGGCAGAAAAACUCAAUCUUCCUGUGCCCAUUUGCAAACGCGAAGAAACUAACUACACUACUUGCUUACUACGUGCGAUCAAAAAAAGCUGGCCGCUUUUUAUAAAAGGUCUUCCUGCUGAAUUUGACUUUCCUCCUUUGGAUCCAUACUUUCACGAAUAUCAAAAAGGUGUAUUUGAUAGUGGUAUAAUAUAUGGAGAAGUAAUCGUGUCAAAUAUGACUGCAACGGGUUUAAGAAAGACACGUUUCUUGGCUAUAAGACCACAGUUCAGCGAUGACGCUUUUCGUUUGGAGGCCGACUUGUACAUGCCAGAAUUAUUCUGUGAAGGUACUUGCGAAGCACAAGGUAAUAUAGGUGGAUUUCGGAUGGGUGGCAAAGGAAAUUUUAACUUAACCAUAGGAGGUAUCGAAUCAUUAUGGGUUAUAUCAGGACCCGUAGAGAAUGAUACAUGGAUAAUAAAUCAUUUUAAUAUAUUUCCGAAACCUAAAAGCAUGAAGAUAUACAUAAAUAACUUAUUUGAAGGCAAUCGAGAAUUGAAUGAAAUUGCCACAGAUUUCGUGAAUGAAUACUGGCCGGCGCUAUAUCGUAUAAUGUUGCCAAUAGUGGCAGAGGGAUGGGAUGAAUAUUUUAAAGAUUUAGUCGGAGGCUUGUUAGCAAAACUAUCAUUCUCGCAAAUAUUUCCGUAGAAUAUGAACAUUCAAUAAAACAUUAAAAAAAGGAAAUUGAAUUUACGCACAAAAUUAGAGGCAUAUUUAAUGUUGUAUGCAGAAAAGCUAUAACAAGAAUUAAAAGAUAGCAAGAAAUUUAUAUUAAAUGCAACUGAUAAUUCUCUGACACUUUAUGCACAUAAAGUUGCGUGCAAUUCUUUGUGAUAUGCAGUAUUAGCAUCCUCAAUUCCUAAAAAAAAAAAGAGGAAAACAGAGAUUUGUGUAAAACCAUGUUAUAAAAAAUUGCCCGCAUUUUUUCAUUCUAGAGACUUCUGGUUCUACUAACUGUUUGUAUUUUUUAUUUAACAUUGACGGUGGGAUGAAUAAAAAUUUUACAUUGUGUCGUCACCUUUAAAAAAUGUGUGCGUAAAUUCGAUCGAAUUUAUUUAUUUAAUAGUUAGAAAUAUAUCAUAGAAAUAUAUUUCAAUAUGCCACCCUUUAUUCGUGAAAAGCGCAAAGUGCCUUGCUGUUAAAAUGAUUGUAAAUACAAAUAUAUGUCUCUAUAUAUAUGACAUAACCUAUUUUAGAUCGCAUUUUGUACAUGCGUCUCGCGAAUUCCUUCUCUAUAUUAUAUAUAUUUUGUAAGCAUUUGGUAGUAGCAAAAAUAACAAUACAAGCUUGGCACGUUUCAUUCGUUAA
Messenger RNA from Harpegnathos saltator (Jerdon's jumping ant), 1438 nucleotides. RefSeq lists its product as uncharacterized. Bases 41 to 778 code for a protein of 245 amino acids. The record is from RefSeq and is a predicted model, not a curated record. Gene Ontology annotation, biological process: multicellular organismal reproductive process. NCBI's taxonomy places the organism in Eukaryota, Metazoa, Arthropoda, Insecta, Hymenoptera, Formicidae. The transcript has 5 exons.